Messenger RNA from Nomia melanderi (Alkali bee), 677 nucleotides. It is a transcript of the gene mRpS33, whose product is annotated as mitochondrial ribosomal protein S33. The record is from RefSeq and is a predicted model, not a curated record. Gene Ontology annotation, cellular component: mitochondrion. NCBI's taxonomy places the organism in Eukaryota, Metazoa, Arthropoda, Insecta, Hymenoptera, Halictidae.
CAGUUGGUAAUUCAGAACAUGUGACACCGAGUCCCAUAGUUUGCAAUGUUAUUCUAUACUUUGCUGUGGUAUUAAGCAUUCAAUUUAUUCCGUGUACUUUGUUUACGCUUGGAAGAAUAUAAUUUUAUAAACUCGAAGUUCUCAUUUCGAUCUUUGGUUAGAGAACGAUUGUACGAGACGCAGUAUACGUUUACUUGGAAUGUCUGAUAAUUAAACACAUUAUUUCAUAAUGAAGAAUAAAUAUGUGGAACUUGCAAAAGUGGGUACUGCUUAUGCUAAGAACAUGAAUCGUCUGAGUAACCGAAUUUUCGGUGAAGUAACCAGGGAUACUAAUAAAAAAUCUAUGAAGGUUGUAACAUUGUUUAGCGAGCUGCCACCGUAUAAAGAUCCUGAAUAUGUUAAUUAUUAUCCACGGCAUCAGGAAACUUACGAGUUAAUGAAACACCUCAGACUUUAUGGUUUAUUUAGAGACGAGCAUGAAGAUUUUAAAGAGGAAUAUGAACGUUUAAGAGAAUUGCGUGGGAAAAAGAAGUGGGUUCCACCAAAGUUGAGAAAAUAGAUGAAUAUAUUAUGUGAAUAUGCUUAAACAAUAUUCAUUAUACUAUUUUAUGUAUUUUAUGUAAUAUAUAAUACACGUAAUACAUGUAUACAAUUAGAAAUAAUGUGUUUCAUAUAAA